Pogona vitticeps (central bearded dragon) is the source of this 2281-nucleotide messenger RNA. Lineage: Eukaryota; Metazoa; Chordata; Lepidosauria; Squamata; Agamidae. The record is from RefSeq and is a predicted model, not a curated record.
GACAUCAGGUAGAUCCAGGGCAUGAUGUGCAGCCCAGAAUAAAAAUGGAGGAACUGCAUUCUGGUCACAUUGGGGGGCAGAAAAUGGAAGAAGGAGGAAAAGACUCUCAAUUUGGGUCGGUUGGCAGUCUCUUGCCCAGUCCUGAUGCUCCUGAAAUUAAAGGUGAGCCAGAUGAGGAGCUGCAUCAGGACGCCCAGUGGAAGAAGGUCCUGGAGAAAACUUGUUCUGGAGGAGGUAAAUCCCAGCUUCCUGGUUCUGAAAAUGGGGAUAAUAUUACAUUUUUCUCCACACCUCUGAAGUCCAUUGCUAAUGCCAGCCACAGGCCUAGACGUAGAAGAAAGUCAGCACCUGAAACUCUCCCAGGUCACUGUGGAAAACCCCCUAAGGCCUCUGAAAGCCAGGAUUCCUCCACAAAAGACAGAGACGUGGAUGUGGACACAGUCCACUUGGAAAGACUGCGCCAGCAAUUCAGGCAGUUCCACUACCAGGAGUCUGCGGGACCGCGAGAGACCUUUGGCCGUCUUCAAGGGCUUUGCCAUCAGUGGCUGAAGCCAGAGAGCCGCACGAAGGAGCAGAUCCUAGAGCUGGUGAUUCUAGAGCAGUUCCUGGCCAUCCUCCCACCAGCAAUGCAAAACUGGGUUAGAGAAGAUGACCCAGAGACCUGUGCCCAGGCGGUGGCCCUAGCAGAGGACUUCCUGCUCUGGAAGGAUGAGGCUGAAACACAGGAACAGAAGAUGUCAGAGCUUUUGGAGAAUGUGACGGAUUUCCCCAAAGCAGAGGAGAUUCCAUCGGAUCCUACAAUAGUGCCGUCCUGCAUAGAGACUGAGAGGAAGAGUGAAGAGAAGGCUGACCUGCUAGGUGAUGGGCAGACGGCCAAUCCUGAGAAUAAACGUUCUCAGCCAGAAGCGUCUAAACAGAUGGAAUUGGCUGGUGCUUCAUUGGACAAAGCCAACUGGGAUCAUUUUGAAUUUCUACCAAUGGAAAAAACGUCUAAAAGUCUACAGGUCACAGAAAGGGUUGAAGGAAGCCACCAAGGGCAGAGGGGGGUGGAAAACAGUAACUGGGAGAGGAAUUGUGAUCAAAUACUGAACCGAAGUGCCUUCCAAGAAAGAACAAAUGAGGAGAAGGAUAUUAGGAUGAGCUUUGACUGUACAAAAAGCUUCAGCCGAACUCAUGACCUUCUUAAGCCUCAGAAGACGCAAACUGAAAAAAAGGUACAUCAGUACACGGACGAUGGUGUGAACAUCUCCCAGCUGGAGAACACCCACAUGGAAGAGGAUUGUAGGACCAGCAUAGGACAGAAAAGACCCUUAGCUCAUCCUUGUAGAAUCCCUGUAGGAGAGAAACCAUAUAAAUGCUCUGAAUGUGGACACAGAUUCAGCCAGAGUUCAGCUGUUACUGGAGAUCAUCUUUACAUAUGUUCUCACUGUGGUAAAAGCUUUAUUUCUUGCUCAGCCCUUGGAAAACAAGAGACCAUACAGACAGAUAGGGAACCAUCCGACUGCUUGGGAAAUAAGAAAGGUUCCCUGCAACCCUCUGAUCCACAGGCAGGAGAGAAACCAUACACCUGUACAGACUGUGGGAAAAACUUCAGCUUCCGGUCAAGUCUUGUUCGUCAUCAGAGACUCCACACCGGAGAAAAACCAUAUAAAUGUUUGGACUGUGGGAAGAAUUUCAGCCAGAGUUCAAAUCUUCUUAAUCACCAGAGAAUCCACACAGGAGAGAAGCCCUACAGCUGCACGGACUGUGGGAAGUCCUUCAGUAACAGCUCAAGCCUUACGUCGCAUGAAAGAACCCACAGAGGAGAGAAACCUUAUAAAUGCACCAGCUGCGGGAAGAACUUCAGUUGUAACUCGGUUCUCAGAAUCCACGAACGCAUUCACACGGGCGAGAAGCCUUAUGCGUGCUUGGAGUGCGGGAAAAGCUUCAGCCGGCGAGAAUUCCUCAUUGGCCACCAGAGAACUCAUACAGGGGAGAAACCCUAUGAGUGUGUGGAAUGUGGCAAAAGUUUCAGUCAACGGUCAAACCUAAUUAAUCAUCAGAGAAGCCACACGGGAGAGAAACCCUUUGAAUGCGUAAACUGUGGGAAACGAUUUAGUCAUAAAGCAUCUCUGCUGAAACAUGAGAGAAAUCAUGGGCAUGGUCCUUCACUGGAAAAGGAUUCAGCUAGAGUUCAAGCUGAUUUGCGUGUGGCAGAAGCCACAUAGUGGAUAAACCACUGGAGGCUAAAUCCUAUGAAGAACUUCAAAAACUAGGUAUGUUUAACUUAACGAAGAGAAGA